Molecule: messenger RNA, 978 nt
Organism: Jaculus jaculus (lesser Egyptian jerboa)
Lineage: Eukaryota; Metazoa; Chordata; Mammalia; Rodentia; Dipodidae
Gene: Rit2
Product: Ras like without CAAX 2
Exons: 5
Coding region: 198-833 (211 amino acids)
Biological process (GO): Ras protein signal transduction; positive regulation of neuron projection development
Cellular component (GO): plasma membrane
Molecular function (GO): GTPase activity; calmodulin binding; GDP binding
Source: RefSeq, a predicted model, not a curated record
GGUUGCUAUGAGACCUGCUCCAGGAGAGGACCAGCAGCCAGCCCGCUGCUGAUGGUUCUUACACUAAACCUUUCCUGUGACACAGUUUUAGAGUUGUUUAAUAUCCGAGCAAGCACCUACACCGGUGACUUUAUCCACCUUUUUUUUUUUUUUUUUUUUUUUUUUCUCUCUGUCUCUCCUUUGGUCCCUCCAGUAAGAUGGAGGUAGAAAAUGAAGCCAGCUGCGGGUCCAGGGAAUACAAGGUGGUAAUGCUGGGAGCAGGGGGAGUUGGUAAAAGCGCAGUGACAAUGCAGUUUAUUAGCCACCAGUUUCCAGAGUAUCAUGACCCCACCAUUGAAGAUGCCUACAAGACCCAGGUGAGGAUCGACAAUGAGCCAGCUUAUUUGGACAUCUUGGAUACUGCUGGCCAGGCAGAGUUCACCGCCAUGCGGGAGCAGUACAUGCGUGGGGGCGAGGGCUUCAUCGUCUGUUACUCUGUCACUGAUCGCCAGUCCUUCCAGGAGGCUGCCAAGUUCAAAGAGCUCAUUUUCCAGGUGCGCCGCACCUAUGAGAUCCCUCUGGUGCUGGUGGGCAACAAAAUUGAUCUGGAACAGAAUCGCCAGGUCUCCACAGAAGAGGGAGUGAGUCUUGCCAGAGAAUACAACUGUUCUUUCUUUGAGACCUCUGCAGCCCUUCGAUUCUGUAUUGAUGAUGCUUUCCAUGGCCUAGUGAGGGAAAUUCGCAGAAAGGAGUCCAUGCCAACCUCGAUGGAAAAGAGACUGAAGAGGAAAGAUAAUCUGUGGAAGAAGCUAAAAUGUUCACUGAAGAAGAAGAAUAGAGAAAACAUGGCAUGAUAUCCAUGUUUCUGAUUCUCUAUCUCCCAUCCCUCUUUUUCCUCUCUAGAUUUUUCAGUUAAACAAUUCCAGAUAUAGUGUUCAGCUCCAUUAUUCUUUAUGUCUCUUUCAAACAAAAAAAAUCUACUGAUGGGUAAAAGUAAUA